Molecule: messenger RNA, 876 nt
Organism: Corylus avellana
Lineage: Eukaryota; Viridiplantae; Streptophyta; Magnoliopsida; Fagales; Betulaceae
Source: RefSeq, a predicted model, not a curated record
AUGUUCCUGUGGAGAGCAUGCCAUAAUUUGCUACCAACAAAGGCUAAUCUUUUCCGCCGUGGGAUAUGCGAUAAUAAUCUCUGCCCAAUCUGCCAAAGGGAGGAAGAAACAGUAGGACAUGCUUGCUGGGACUGCCCGGCAGCUAAUGACGUUUGGGGAGAAGGCAGUAUUAAACUACAGAAGUGUGUAUCUGGAGGGCGAGAAUUCAUGGAGAUUUUUCAGAUGGUGAAGAACCGCUGCGAGAUGGCUGAGGUAGAGCUUUUUGCGAUAACGGCUCGUCGCAUCUGGAUACGUCGAAAUGAAUACAUCCAUGAAGGAAGCUUCACACAUCCCUCGCAUAUCAUGAGGGAGGCCAACAACGCUCUGGCCUAUUUCCAGAAGAUUAACGACAAGACUGUACAGCAAGGACGACCAGCACCAAAGCCUGAAAGGAUCAAAUGGCAACCUCCACCACAAGGAAGGGUCAAAAUAAAUUGGGAUGCAGCUGUAGAUGGGAAUAACAAAAGUAUUGGGCUGGGGAUCAUAGCUCGAAAUGACAAAGGAUGGUUUCUGGCAGCCUUAUAUGCUGUGACGUUCUGCAGAGAAGAAGGCUACAGGUCGACAAUUUUCGAGGGCGAUGCUUUGCAAGUAGUAAACGAUGUGAACUCAACGAACCAAUGUCAAAGUAUGCAUGGUCAUCUAAUAGAGGAUAUCAAGGUAGCUCUCCAAGCCUUGAACCAAGCAUGCUUUACUCAUGCCAAACGGGAGGCAAAUGCGGCGGCCCAUGCACUAGCUGUUGGAGCUAGAAACCAUGUCAUAGACACGAUGAGGUGGUCUUCCAUACCUUCUUGUAUCUAUGGUAUCGUAAGGAGAGAGGAAUCCUUUCCCUCUUCUUGA